Ochotona princeps (American pika) is the source of this 2675-nucleotide messenger RNA. It is a transcript of the gene P3H2, whose product is annotated as prolyl 3-hydroxylase 2. The coding region runs from base 330 to 2462 and encodes 710 amino acids. Gene Ontology annotation, cellular component: endoplasmic reticulum. Gene Ontology annotation, molecular function: iron ion binding; protein binding; L-ascorbic acid binding. Gene Ontology annotation, biological process: collagen metabolic process. NCBI's taxonomy places the organism in Eukaryota, Metazoa, Chordata, Mammalia, Lagomorpha, Ochotonidae. The transcript is spliced from 15 exons. The record is from RefSeq and is a predicted model, not a curated record.
CUCCAAACAGCGCCCGGUUUCCCAUUGGCCGUUAAGAUUGCAACUCAGUAGCCGGCGCUGCAGCGAGGAGCCUGGGAGAGCUGCUCGCUGAGGUCGGGCAGCAGGAGGAGCGUGUGAGCUGUGGGCGUCCCUUUAAGAGCGGCCGGCUGGGCAGAGCCUCCGCCUCUCAGUCCGCGGAGCGCCGGCAGUCACCUGGGCCUGUCGGGGCAGCCAGAUCGCGGCCUGGCCAGAGUGUUUGUCCUCGGAGGUGGGACGGGGGCGGGGGCGGACGCAAGAAGCCCCGGAGCCGUCUCGGAGCGUGGUGGUCCCGCGCCUCUUCCCGGCAGAGGAUGCGGGAGCGCAUCUGGCCGCCGUCGCUGCUGCUGCUGCUACUGUUGCUGCUGCUGCUGCUGCUACCGCCUCCUCUGUGGGGCGACCCCCCGGACAGCGGGCGCGGGGAUCCAGAGCCGGAGCGCGGGCCUCUGCAGCCCUUCGACCUCCUCUACGCCAGCGGUGUGGCUGCCUACUACAGCGGGGACUACGAGCAAGCGGUGCGCGACUUGGAAGCGGCGCUAAGCAGCUACCGGCGCCUGCGGCACAUCCGCACGCGCUGUACGCGCCACUGCGCCGCGCGCCGCCCGCUGGCGCCCCCCGGGACCGGCCCUGGGGCUGAGCUGCCCUUCUUCCGCGCGCUGCUCGAGCGGGCGCGUUGCUACCGUAGCUGUGAGACCCAGCGCCUCGGGGGACCUGUGUCCCGCCACCGGGUCAGCGAGGAUGUGCGGAGUGACUUCCAACGCAGAGUGCCCUACAACUACCUGCAACGGGCCUACGUCAAGCUUAACCAGCCGGACAAAGCGAUGGAAGCAGCUCACACAUUUUUCAUGGCCAACCCUGAACAUAUGGAAAUGCAGCAGGACAUCGAGAAUUACAGAAUGAUGGCUGGUGUAGACGCGCUGCAGCUGACAGACCGGGAAGCCAGACCACACCUGGAGAGCUACAGUGCAGCAGUUAAACACUAUGAGAGUGAUGAGUUUGAGGUAGCCAUCAAAUAUUUUGAACAAGCCUUAAGAGAGUAUUUCAUUGAAGAUUCAGAGUGCCGUACGCUGUGUGAAGGGCCUCAGAGAUUUGAAGAGUAUGAGUAUUUAGCGUACAAAGCUGGUCUUUAUGAAGCCAUUGCAGAUCACUACAUGCAGGUACUGGUUUGUCAGCAUGAAUGUGUGAGGGAACUCGCCACCCGUCCUGGGCGCCUCUCACCGAUUGAGAACUUUCUUCCUCUGCAUUAUGAUUACCUACAGUUUGCCUACUACCGAGUUGGUGAGUAUGUGAAAGCCUUGGAAUGUGCCAAAGCCUACCUUCUGUUCCAUCCGGAUGAUGAGGACGUCCUCGACAAUGUAGAGUACUAUGAGGGUCUGCUGGAUAAUGGCGUGGACCCAGAAUCCAUUGAAGCCAGAGAGGAUUUAGCGAUGUUUGUGAAACGGCAUAAACUUGAAUCUGAACUGAUAAAGUCAGCUGCAGAGGGCCUGGGGUUUUCAUACACUGAGCCGAAUUAUUGGAACAGAUACGGUGGGCGCCAGGAUGAGAAUCGAGUCCCUUCAGGAGUGAACAUGGAAGCUGCAGAAGUUCACGGGUUAUCAAUGGGAAAGAAGUCAUCACCCAAGAUACAGCGAGACUUAAGGGAAGGUGGCCCACUGCUUUAUGAGAAUAUCACGUUUGUUUACAACUCGGAGCAACUGAACGGGACUCAGCGGGUUCUCCUGGAUAACGUCCUGUCGGAGGAACAGUGCAGGGAGCUGCACAGCGUGGCCAGUGGAAUCAUGCUUGUCGGUGAUGGAUACAGGGGAAAAACGUCACCGCAUACACCCAAUGAGAAGUUUGAAGGUGCAACUGUUCUGAAAGCACUCAAGUUUGGUUAUGAAGGCCGAGUCCCCCUGAAGAGUGCCCGUCUCUUUUACGAGAUCAGUGAGAAGGCUCGAAAAAUUGUAGAAUCCUAUUUCAUGCUGAAUUCAACCCUGUAUUUUUCCUAUACACACAUGGUCUGUCGUACAGCCCUAUCUGGUCAACAGGAUAGAAGGAAUGACCUCAGCCAUCCCAUCCAUGCUGACAACUGCCUGUUGGAUCCUGAGGCCAAUGAGUGCUGGAAAGAGCCUCCUGCAUACACAUUCCGAGACUACAGCGCUCUCCUAUAUAUGAAUGAUGACUUUGAAGGAGGAGAGUUCAUAUUUACGGAGAUGGAUGCCAAAACUGUGACUGCUUCUAUAAAACCCAAAUGUGGACGCAUGGUCAGCUUUUCCUCUGGAGGAGAGAACCCGCACGGGGUCAAGGCGGUCACCAGAGGCCAGAGGUGUGCCGUCGCUCUGUGGUUUACCUUGGACCCACUUUACAGAGAACUGGAACGGAUACAGGCUGAUGAAGUGAUUGCAAUCCUGGAUCAAGAACAGCAAGGGAAGCACGAAUUGAAUAUCAACCCCAAAGAUGAGCUAUGAAAAGCAAAGAGAAAGUUCUAUCAAAUAUUUAUUUAAAUUGUUAAUCUUAUAAGAACCUUUUUAUUUUUGUACAGAAUCAUGGUAUAAAUUAAUAGAGUGAAUAUGAGUUGCCAAAUCUCCCUUCUGUUCUUUGGGAUGUUUGCUUUGCCUCAGUAAGUCAAUCUGUCCUGGCUUUUCAUAGUUGGUCUGCCCAAGCCCAGUCACCCCUCCCCA